Pangasianodon hypophthalmus (striped catfish) is the source of this 1334-nucleotide messenger RNA. It is a transcript of the gene tecrl2a, whose product is annotated as trans-2,3-enoyl-CoA reductase-like 2a. The record is from RefSeq and is a predicted model, not a curated record. The coding region runs from base 230 to 1156 and encodes 308 amino acids. Gene Ontology annotation, biological process: very long-chain fatty acid biosynthetic process. The transcript is spliced from 13 exons. Lineage: Eukaryota; Metazoa; Chordata; Actinopteri; Siluriformes; Pangasiidae. Gene Ontology annotation, molecular function: oxidoreductase activity, acting on the CH-CH group of donors.
UGCAGCACAGAUGUGAUGAAGGAGCUGAAUGUGAGUGAUCGGUGUUAGCUAAGGCUCUAGCGUCCUGCUCAUGAUGUCCUUAUAAAGGCUAAUCAGGACAUCAUGUACUCUCAGAGGCACUGAAUCCUGAGUGGAACAGUUUUAGACCAUCAGCUCAGAGACUCACACACGAUAAAGGACAAAGCAUAAGGUUUAGACGGCUCAAGCUGGACUCUUUCUCAGUGCCAGGAUGAAGCAGGUGGAGAUUUUGGAUGAUAAAACCAAAGAACAGCUGUGUUUUCUGGGCAAGCAGGUUGAGUAUCACUCCACUAUUGGUGAUAUUAAAGGACUUUUUCACAGAGUGUAUCCGCAGUUUUAUCCAGCAAGACAAGCACUCAAACUCCACCCCAAAUCAGCCGAGCUCAGAGACGAUGAACUUUUACAGAAUUUACCGGUUGGAGCAAUGGCUACGCUGUAUUUCCAAGACCUCGGCCCUCGCUUUGGCUGGACCAUGGUGUUCCUGUCGGAGUAUGUAGGACCGCUCCUGAUUUACCUGCUCUUCUAUUUCCGACUUCCCUACAUCUACACUAAUACACACCCCCUCACUCCACCAGGCCCCCACCCUGCGGUCAGUCUGGCAUGUGUAUGUCAUUCUCUCCAUUACAUUAAGAGAUUGAUGGAGACAAUAUUUGUCCAUCGCUUCAAGCAAGGCACUUUGCCUGUAGGAGUCAUCAUGAGGAACUGUAUGUAUUACUGGGGUUUUGCUGCAUGGUUGGCAUAUUACAUUAAUCAUCCACUGUACACUCCACCAUCAUACGGACAACCACAGAUCAUCUGUGCACUCAUCAUGUUCACGCUGUGCGAGGUGGGAAAUUUCUCUAUCCACUGGUCACUCAACACCUCAGGAGGAGACGGGGCUAAAUAUCGAAGUUUUCCUCAUCCCUCUAAAAACCCCUUCACUUGGCUCUUCUUCUUUGUUUCCUGUCCCAACUAUACAUACGAGGUUGGAGUGUGGGUGAGUUUCUCCAUCAUGACUCAGUGUGUUCCAGUCGCUGUCUUCACGCUGAUCGGAUUUGUUCAGAUGUCGAUAUGGGCGAAGUGGAAGCACAAAGCCUACACCAGGGAAUUUAAGAACUACCCUGCUGUCCGUAUGUCCAUCCUCCCAUUCAUCCUCUGACAGUAAACCACAUGACUCUUCUGGAUGCCCAUUCUCUCUCUCCUCCUAUUAAACACCAUCCGACUCCUCCGUUAUCUUUUUCAGAGUUUAAAGAUGGAGCAACUCCAACAAUGUUUAUUUUGCUGUUUGUUGAUGGUGAUGAUGAUGAAGUAGUGUAUGUGUACUUUUCCUGUUUGAA